Thamnophis elegans (Western terrestrial garter snake) is the source of this 7658-nucleotide messenger RNA. It is a transcript of the gene IGFBP5, whose product is annotated as insulin like growth factor binding protein 5. The record is from RefSeq and is a predicted model, not a curated record. The transcript is spliced from 4 exons. Gene Ontology annotation, cellular component: extracellular region. The coding region runs from base 718 to 1530 and encodes 270 amino acids. Gene Ontology annotation, biological process: regulation of insulin-like growth factor receptor signaling pathway. Gene Ontology annotation, molecular function: insulin-like growth factor I binding; fibronectin binding; insulin-like growth factor II binding. Lineage: Eukaryota; Metazoa; Chordata; Lepidosauria; Squamata; Natricidae.
UCUCCAGGGGGAAAGUGUUGGGAGAUCUACAAAGUGGAAUUCUUUUCUUUUUCCUCUUUUCCUCCUUUGCUCUCUUUGUCAAAGAGACUUUGUAAAAAAAAACCUUCAACAGAAAACCUCUUUGUUGUUUUUAACCCAAUCUAGGAAAAGGAGGGGGUUUUUUUAACAAAAAAAAAAAAAUUACAGCUAGUCCCAAGCUAAAAUCUCUUCUUGACAAAGCUCAUCUUUUACCUGCUUUAGUGCUACUCCAGACAUUUUUUAAAUUUGCUGCAGAUCAUAUCAGGACAGUCAAAAAGAAGCUUGUUCAAUUCUUCGCUUCCUCCCCAGCCUCUUGCAGACUUUGCUUCUUAGUGGGGCGUGUGGAUUAUGUUAUACUUCUUUGUGCAGCCUCGCCAAAGCUACCCUUGCUCUUUAAUUUUUUUUUUAACCCUUUUUUCCGGUGACUUUUUUGUUUCCCUUUUUUGAAAUUACCAAUCUGUUGCAUCUGUAGUUCUUGCAACUGUCAGCUGCAGACAAACCUGUGAUAGCCUUUCUUUUAUAACAAUCUAGGUGUUCUCUUUUUUCCAACAUUCUGAUUAAGCCUCUUUUGGAAUCUUAAAGGAGAAGAGACUUUCCCCCCCCCUUUUUUUUUUGGUCUCCAAAAAAAAAAAAGAACUUUGUUGUUGUUUUUUCCUUUCACAACUCCUGCACCAGUGCGCCUUGACAAGAGCCUUGAAGAUGUUCCUGAUGCAGGCGCUGCUCGUGUCUCUGUGCCUGGGGCUUUCACAGAGCUUGGGUUCCUUUGUGCACUGUGAAUCUUGUGACGAGAAAGCCCUCUCCAUGUGCCCUCCCAGCCCUGUGGGCUGCGAACUGGUGAAGGAGCCCGGUUGUGGAUGCUGCAUGACAUGCGCCCUGGCUGAAGGGCAGUCCUGUGGGGUGUACACAGAGCGAUGCGCCCAGGGCUUGCGCUGCCUGCCGCGUCAAGGCGAGGAGAAGCCCUUGCAUGCCCUGCUCCAUGGCAGAGGGAUCUGCCUGAAUGAAAAGAGCUACCGAGAGCAAGCUAAGAAUGAAAGGGAAUCCCGUGAGCACGAAGAACCAACCACUUCUGAGAUGGCUGAGGAGACCUAUUCAUCCAAAUUGUACAGAAACAAGGGGUUUGGGCGCUACUCCGAACUAAAGGCAGAGGCAGUGAAGAAAGACCGCAAAAAGAAAUUGACUUUAUCUAAGAUUGUGGGUGGGGCAGAAAAUACUGCACACCCUCGAGUUGCUGCUCCAGAACUAAGACCAGAAUUCGAAUUGGGCCCUUGCCGUCGGCAAAUGGAGGCAUCAUUACAGGAGCUCAAAUCCAGCCAGCGAAUGAUCCCUCGAGCUGUUCAUCUUCCCAACUGUGACAGGAAAGGUUUCUAUAAAAGGAAACAGUGCAAACCAUCUCGGGGCCGAAAACGUGGCCUGUGCUGGUGUGUGGACAAGUAUGGAUUGAAGCUGCCAGGAACUGAUUAUGUAGCUGGAGACCUGCAGUGUCACAAUUUUGACAGCGGAAACACAGAAUGAAGAUCCUGGUUGCCUCUCUCUCUGCCAGAGCCCUUCCCCACCCAUCACCCACCCACACCUCACGAUGCCCCCAAAGACUGAUUCCUUUCAUCUCAUUUAAGGAACUGUGGACCUCGGAAUCUACAGCAUAUGUCAUCAGCUUCUCUCAGUGGCAAUGACAGAGACUGAAGGAGAAAAGGCAACCCAUUAAGGCAGAAGGGAAGGAAGGAAGGAAGGAAGGAAGGAAGGAAGGAAGGAAGGAAGGAAGGAAGGAAGGAAGGAAGAUCACCAUGAUGACCACCUCCAUGGAACAGGGCCAUCAAGAAGCUCAUAGAUCACCAUGCUUGCCCUUGUCUGUAGCCUGCCACCCAGAGAAGCACUGACCUAGGAAGCUCUCAGAGGCACUUGAAUAAUAAUUUCUUUUCUCCUUUCUUUGAUAUGGCAGUUUAAAGCCUUUCCAAUUUUUUAAAAAAGUACUUAGUUUAAGCAAACAACUCUUAGGACAAGCAGACCUCUUGUUAUCUAUUAGGGCGUUUUUCUUUCUUUCUUUCUUCUUCUUUUUUAAAAAAAUAUGUUCAUUUCUGGAACCUCUUCUCUCUUUUCCCUUACAAGGACUAAAAGCAUGUUGGUGCCCUUGCCCGCUAUGACUUCCCUUUUAUUAAAAAUCAAAAGGUCAGAUGACAACAGAAUCCUAUAGUGGGAUGAAGCAAAAUUAAGAAUUAAAAACUUACUGUCCCCAGUGGGUUUCUUUCCCAGGACAGCAAAAGGGUUCGACCUGAUUAUUUAAAGUGUCUUGUAUAGUCCUUUCCUAUGUAAAUACAGAUGUGUGCACAGAUUUUUACUCUUUGUUCUCAAUUGAACAAUCCCAUUUCCUGACAUGCAAAGCCCUUUGAUUUUAAUUGUGCACGAAGGCCCGGCAACUUGUUCAGGGCUACUUGCACAAGUCAAAGGUUUUCAGAGUUGUGUAUUUGCAGGAACAGUGCCCAAGUUGAAACAUGGUUUGCCAGACAUCUUGCAGGCACUUAAAGCCUGAAAUGUUUGUUGCUUCUAUAAACACACCUGUGGAUUUCCACCUUCUGACAGGCUAAAUCAGUAAGAUCCCUUUGCUUUUUUUGUUUUUUGUUUAACUCUGGAAGGACACCUGAUUCUUCACUACGAUAUCCCAAAUAUCCUUUACAAUGAAAAUUCCAAGAGCCCAGUUGAUGAUUCAUAAAAUUACACAUACUGGAAAUGUAAAUGUGAUCUGUCUGAAAUGUUUUACCAUUUCCCCAUAUCGACAACAUUCAGAUAAGUCUCUGUAGGGCAGAGGCUGCUACUAUUUGAAAGCCUACUUGAGUGACUGGCUGGAAAGAAGUUAUCCCUUUUUCCCCCUGCCUCUCUCUUCUAACCAAACUUCUAGCAUCUCUAACAGCUGCUUAGUAAGCAGAAAUUCAACAGUGAAGAUUUGAUCUACUACAUUAAUGUGUUAUUUGUCCUGGGGAGAAGCUGUAUCUAUUUAAUUUUUGACAGUGCCCCACUGAAAAAACCUAGGGACCCUGUCAGGAAAGGAAGAGAAACCAAACCCACACAACCACUUGCAGAGACCAUUGAUUCAACAGCUUUGGCAUUCAGGCUUGGGCAGACCACUAAAGCCCUUUAAUUUCUUUGUAAUUAUAAUUGUUGCUUUAAUUCGUUGUUAUGUUUCCAUGGACACUGCCAUAACAAGGUUGUUGUUGUUGUUCCCCCAUUGCCCAUAACAAUGAAUGGAAGGCAAGGCAAAAACAAGAAGGAACAGCUCCCAUUCUGAUUGUGGGACUAAUCCUUGAAAUAGCAGCCAGCGAGAAAUAUUGGCCCACCCUGAUCUAACUAGCCAAUAUAAGACAGUCCUGAAUAUAUUUCCCCUUCCAAGAGAAGACUCUAAAGGACUUGAGGAUCUUGCUGGGGCUGACUGCAAGCACUUCCAAGCCAAGUACUGAUCAGAAGCAUGGAGGAAAAAAGCUGGCUUCCUAGGAGCAGGAACAGCAAGCCCACAAGUGUCCAGCAUCCAGAAUGGGUGCUACUGAUGGGAGAACCAGAAGGACACCUAUGAUGCACAAUACUCACAGCUAACACAGAUGAAAGGAAAUAAGAAAUCCUCCUGACAGGAUUGGCUAUUACAUCCAAGUGACACUGGUGGGUUUUGCUUCCCGGCUCCUCUUCCUUCACCACUAAUAUUCAACUAGGUUCCAAAACUACAUUGGAAAGCUAAUGAAUAUCUGGCUUUAACAGGGAUAUGGGAAUUGACAAGAAAAUUGGGAUAUUUGGCCUCACUGUGAAAGCAGAAGGCAAAAACCUCUUCUUACAAGGAUGGAUGCAAACAUUUAUUUCUUCAAUACAUGUUUGAAGUCUGAUUAGUUGUUGGUUACUAUACACCAUGAAAGAAAAAUUCAGCUCUAUCCAUUUGUCCCAAGUCUUGAUAUCUGAUCCAAUUAUUUGUUAUUUCCAGAAAUUGUCACCUCUAAGUGCUCCAUCUGUCAUCUUCCCUGGGCUUUGGCAGCCGUGAUUUCAUAGCUAUUCUUCUAAGAGUUGCAGCUCAGCCUACCAUGAGCUUUCAUACAAACAAGUGGUUGGACUGUACUUUUGAUUGAAAUAUUUGCUACUGUGACAGCUGGACCCAAGUAUUUCCCCCCUUCCCAUAAUAGGCCUAAGUUUACUAUCUACACAGGGCUGGUAGCUGGUUGAAUGGUUUCUGCCCUCUUCUGUUCUAAGGAAGCCCUUGGGUAUUCUGCUGGGUCUAUAAUUAGUCAAAUGGAUAAGUUUCCUUUCAAAUUCUAUGAUAGAUAAGAUGCUAGAUAUCACUAAUGCUAAGUAAUGACAGCGUAGGUCUUAAAAUUCCUGUGCCAGCUUUUCCAACUUGGCAACUCUCAAAAGUGUUGGGAAAGUGAUCCACAAAACCUCCAGGGAAAAGCUCUCCUGUUAGGAUGGCAUUAAGUAGGAGAAGGUUGGUCUACAUAACAAAUCCAGAAAUUGUACGAAUGGACUUCUCCGUCCCAAGUAUGUGAUGUAUGAAAAGAGUACAUAUCAAUGUGAUGGUGAAAGGAGGAAGAGAAUCUGUGCUGUUGGCAACUUGAGGGACGUUUUUGACAGCAUCUGUGGUAACUUAUGCCCAAGCAAGAAAUUUGUGUAGGAUUUCGAUUUUCUGUCAGGUCUUCUAUGAGGAGUUAGGAAGAGUUAAAUCCAAUCCCCGUCAGACUUCUCAAUCCCCGAGGACAGAAUUUCUUGUCCAACGAUAGCCAAAUGGCAGUCAGGGGUCUCUUUGGAAAAAUGGCCAGCGUUCCCUCCCAGCUGGGAUGACCCAAUGUUGUGAAAGAGUCAUUUGUCUUAGAAUUCCUUCAAGUGAUCAAUGGCUGCCAUGAUUAUUCCUACCUUUACUAUGGCCUGACAUUUCCAGGGGAAGUAAAUUUAGAAAACCCCUUUGCCUUCCAUCCAUUAUAACUGGACUAGACUAGAGAAACAGAAUGGUCCUUCUCAUGUAUGUCAUAUCUGCUAGCUUCAGAUUUUAAUGGUGGAGGUUGAGUUUGGUCCCCUUUUGAAUGAAACUGACCCUGCCUAAGGAUGGGUUGAAGUCUCUUAAUUUUCUAUAGGGCAGGGACUCUUAACUGGAGCAUUUGUCUCCAUGCACAUGAUUGUUUUAAGAGAGAGAAAGCCUGAGGGUUCUAAAAUCAAUAGCUCUUUCUGUAAAGCUAGCAUUAAAGAGGUAUAUACAUUGGCAGGUACAUCUGCCUAGAACAUAAAGUGGGAGAUGUACUAGGCACAUAAGAAAAGUAAGUGAGGCAAUUUUACAGAUCAUGCUGGGUUUCUAUUACUAUAAUAUAUAUAUUUUGCUUAGCUCUUUCCAAAGUAUCCUGACAGCAAUAGCUUUCUAAGACUGUCAAGAAUCCUACUAUAUGACUGAAUUUCCUAAGUUUCCUAGAAAGAGAAAUAAUCGUUAAUUUAGAAAGAAAAAGUAUUGUUAAGUGUCUGAGAUACAAAUUCAUCCUAAAUUGCCUAAGACGAAAGAAUGUAACUGAAAUGCUUCUUCCUUCCUUCCCUAGCUUUAACUCAGAAAAGGAAAUGUUAUUUCCUUUUCCUCCUCUCCCUCCAUCCUUGAUAAGAAUCUGUUGUUUCCUGACACUUGAAAACAUUACCCUGCAUAGAUAAUACUAGCUUUUCUUCCUCCAUAAACAGGCUUGAGGAAGGUCACAUGAGACACAUAGACUAAUUCUACUGUCAAGGGAAGUGACUCGUGGGAAUCAUUUCCCCAUAUAGCUGUUCCCUUGUCAGCCCCAAUGCAAUAUUUCUGCCCCCACUGUUUCAGACACUCAUCAACUGCCUCCAAGGAUAGUCCCUUCACUAUAUUAUUUGGCUGACUGAGAUAAGAAAGAGAAAUCAACCCAAGUAUGUUAGUUACAGUAGAACUUCCCUUACAUCUGUAUUAUUUAAUCUUGAUUUACGGUAAACAGCCUGGAGGAUAAGUCACUAGGGUAGACUUCAACACAUAGAAAUCUUCACUGGAUUUCUUGCCUCAGCACUUAAAAUCUCACUAGAAAUGCAACAAAGCUCCUUUUCUAAGCCAUCCCUGCAAGCUUUGAUUCUUUUAUUCUAGGAAAGGUGAAUAAAGCAAAUUUGGGGAGGGGGCUCUUCACCAUGAGGGCAGCUAUCCUUAGAAUUAACCUUUAUUCUUUCUCCACCUACUAAUCUCCUUUACCUUCUAGUCCAGUCAUUUGGAAGAAGAUGAAAUUGCUUCAGGCGGUUGCUUCUGAGUAAAGAUCCCCUUUCUUUCUUUCUCUUUCUUUUUUUCUUAUUUCUUUCUUUCUUUCUUUCUUUCCUGCAAAAGGAAGAAAGGUCUUUCUAGGAUUCCUGCCCAAGUUCCAAAAUAAUUUGUUCAGCCCUGCUCUAAGUGGAGGAAAAGGGAAGCAAGUCACUUUGGCCAACAAUCCUGCUGCUUUGAAUCCCAUCUUUAUCCUUGACCAAAGGGAGAAGGCUCCCCCGUUCCCCCCUCCCCCCAAAACAUGACCCUCCUCCCAUCAGAGGAGUGAAUCACAGUGAGAGGAGGUAAUAAAAAUGAUAAAAGACAAAGCAGUGGGGGACACUCCCUUCAGAAGUAUAAAGAAUGCAAGUGGGAAGGAGGCUUUGGAGACACCAAAGGUAGUCAAUUCUGAACUCCAAGAGCAUCAUCAGCCAGUUGGGAUUAGGAGCACACCUAGACCUCCAACAGCCUUCUCCAACCUGAAGGGUCUCCAGAUGUGCCUUAAUACUCUCCAAAGCCUAAGCCACCCUGGCAAGACCUUAGGGUUCUAAUGCAUCUGGAAAGCAUCGAAGUCAGAGAGGCCUUCUCUAGAGAGUCACACUGCAGCUGAUAAUAUUCAAAGGCAGGCAGCUUCUAGAAUAGUCCAAACCUAUUUGCAGCCAGAGAUCCUUUGUCAGUGCUGUGGUGGACAGUUGUAUUUUGAAACCACUAGUUCAAAGAGGAGGACUGCACUAUUUCUCCACUUCAUCCCUCUCUCCUUCCUUCUUUCACUUUUAACAGAGCCUAGAUGACUUACGCAGUUAGCCAGUCACCCAGGUUCCCAGCCCCCACCCCACCCCACCUUCUUGUUAGGAGCUGCUUGGCUAAUGUCCCAAAACUUGAGUCCUUCCAUUUGCAACCUUGCCCCCCCCCCCUUUAAGCCCUUCCAAUGCAAUGAUUACACCCCAUGAUAGCACAGUGAACGACAAGAUUCCGAGAUUCUGCCUGGUUUUAUUUUUCAUUACACCAUUUAUUCACUACACAUUUUACAGUAGCUUUUAAUAGCUUUACAUACAUACAUAUAUACAUACAUACAUACAUACAUACAUACAUACAUACAUACAUACAUACAUACAUACUUCUGUGGCUAUUUUGUUUUUGUUUUCCUUUGCAGUAAGCAAGAAUAUUCAUACUCUUACCGGUGGGGGGGAAAUGCAGUUUGUGAAAAAAACAAAACCUGACAAUGGAUGAGGAGUGUAAUGCUCUGUUUAGCAUUUUGUACUUAAAAAAAAGAAUCUCACAUUUUAUUAAAAGGUGAAGAUUGCUGUAUACUAUUUAUUCAACUUAUAAUUUAUGUUACUCUUUGAUCUUUGUCUUUUCUUAUGACAAAGCAUUUAUUUAAUAAAGUUAUGCAUUCAGUUAA